AUGUUGCAGCUCUGGGAAAUCAGGGAGGAGUGGAUCUCAGCCUAUUUCAAGAACGUCUUCUGCGCAAGAAUGACAUCUACUCAGCGCUCAGAAAGCAUGAAUGCAUCCCUAAAGCGUAGUCUGUUAAAUGAGAAGCUCAGUCUGAACCGUUUUGCAGAACAAGUUACGAAACUAAUAUUCCAAAGGAGACAGGCAGAAAAUUUAAAGACAUAUGCAAUACAGGCUCUGCUGAAGAAAAGCACACUCUUCCGCAUAAAACCAAACCCAGACUACCCUGAACUUGAUGAGUACAAUUAUCUGGUGACCUAUCACCAACCAACGACCGACUUUUCUUGGUCAAACCAUCAGUUCAGAGUACUUGCAGAUCCUAUUGGAGGCGAAUACAGGUGUGAGUGUCUGCUAUGGGAACACACAGGACUGUUCUGCCUACAUGUUUUAUGCCUGCUGGACCACCUGAGGGUUGAUAGCAUUCCAGUCAGUUACAUACUAAGAAGGUACACUAAUGGAGCGCGACAUAGAGGAACUUUUGAUAGGAUAGAUUACAAGACACAAGCUUCUGAUGGAACCUCGUAUCUGUACCAGCAGAAUGAAUCACUGUAUGACGAACUUGAUGCAAUGGGUUCGUCAACACCAGAUAAUGAUGAAGAUGGUUCAGGCCAGUGCCCAGAUAUUGAUGAGUUUGAGCCUGAAGAAACUCACUUUUGGACAAAAAACCAACAGACAUAUCCUGAUUGUCCUAACCAGCAAGAUGAUCAGCCUGACAACGAUGGUAACAGUAUGCCGCAGAGGGUUAUACUACCACCACCUAAGUACAAAACUAAAGGAAGCAGGAAUAAGGAACCUGGUGGCUCUAAACCUCCGGGAGCUAUGAAGAAAAAGGUAACAAACCAAAAGGAAACUCAUGAAUGA
Messenger RNA from Lolium perenne, 909 nucleotides. Lineage: Eukaryota; Viridiplantae; Streptophyta; Magnoliopsida; Poales; Poaceae. The record is from RefSeq and is a predicted model, not a curated record.